This is a messenger RNA of Camellia sinensis, 1437 nucleotides long. RefSeq names its product limonoid 1-O-acetyltransferse. NCBI's taxonomy places the organism in Eukaryota, Viridiplantae, Streptophyta, Magnoliopsida, Ericales, Theaceae. The record is from RefSeq and is a predicted model, not a curated record.
UCUAGUGUGAAACUUUGUACAUCUUACACUCACCAGACCCCCUCAACAGGGGACAAUAACACCAGCCGUGUGGAAGUCCUAGAUUGAAGUAUUAUUUAUCCAUCUAGGGCUUACAAAAACAAACUCCCUUUCUUUGUUCUUACCACUACCAAGACACAAAGAUGCUGAAGAUUGAAAUCAUCUCCAAAGAGUCCAUCAAACCUUCCUCUUCAACACCCAAUCACCUCAAAACCUUUCGGCUCUCUUUGAUCGAUCAGUUCGUUGCACCUUUCUUUGCUAUCCCCAUUGUUCUUUACUACUCCUCUGAUGAAAAAGCUACUAGCCAUGUCAAACAAUCUGAAAUGUCUUCUAUCUUCAAACGAUCGCUGUCCGAUGCCUUGACUCUAUACUACCCAUUUGCCGGAAGAAUGAAAGGCGAAAGCUCAGUUGACUGCAACGAUGAAGGGGUUGAUUACUUGGAAGCUCGAGUCGAUGCCUCAAUUUCAGACAUAGUUAAAUUUCCACAGGUUGAAGUGGUGAGUCAAUUUGUUCCAUCAGUAAAUUACCGAAAUGGUGAGACUAGCGAUGUUCAAUUAGCGAUUCAGGUUAACUUGUUUAACUGUGGUGGAUUAGCUAUUGGCAUUGGGUUUUCGCACAGAAUUGCUGAUGGACUAACGAUAAGCACAUUUAUUAAAACCUGGGCAGCCAUGGCUCGUGGUGAGACCUGUUUGGCUAGUCCAAUUUUCAUUUCAUCAUCGAUUUUCCCACCCAGAGACCCACUUGGGUUCAAGCAAACACCUGACACCUCACAAGAGAGACUCAUCACAAGAAGGUUCUGUUUCACUUCAUCAACCAUAGCUGCUCUAAAAGCCGAAGUAGGCACGUGUGCAGUACACCCCACUCGUGUUGAGUUGGUGACCGCAGUGAUUUGGAAGUGUGCAAUGGCUCAAUCAGGGCUCGAUAAGUCGACAGUGACACAUGCAGUGAAUGUGAGGGGGAAGAUGGACCCGCCAUUGCCUGAAACCGCCCUUGGGAACAUUUUUAGGCAAGCGUACGCGUAUACGAAUGGUGUAGUGGAGUUGGGUAGGCUUGUGGGCGAGCUGAGGGAGGGGAUUGGGAAAAUUGACAGUGAAUAUUUGAUGAAAUUGAAAAGUGAGAAUGCGUAUGAAAUGAUCAUGAGUAAUAUCAAGAAGGUUGGUGAAUUGGUGUCCAACAAGGAAGUGUUGUUUUUGAGGUUUACUAGUUGGUGUAAGUUUCCAAUAUUUGAAGCAGAUUUUGGUUGGGGCAAGCCCAUUUGGGUGAGUAGUGGUAGUAGGGCUAUUAAGAAUUCUGUUAUGUUGAUGGAUUCUAUGUGUAGUGAUGGUGGAAUUGAAGCUUGGGUUACCAUGGAUGAAGAGAGUAUAAUGAAAUUUGAGCAGGACCCUUUGCUCUUGAGUUUUGUUUCGAGUUAAGUUGUGU